This is a messenger RNA of Pseudozyma flocculosa PF-1, 6492 nucleotides long. RefSeq lists its product as uncharacterized. Gene Ontology annotation, molecular function: transcription coregulator activity. Lineage: Eukaryota; Fungi; Basidiomycota; Ustilaginomycetes; Ustilaginales; Ustilaginaceae. The transcript has a single exon. The coding region runs from base 1 to 6492 and encodes 2163 amino acids. Gene Ontology annotation, biological process: regulation of transcription by RNA polymerase II. Gene Ontology annotation, cellular component: mediator complex. The record is from RefSeq and is a predicted model, not a curated record.
AUGGCGCACCAGCCGCAGCAUGCCGCCUCAUCGGCCCGCCCGACGGCGAGCACAUCAACGAGCGGCAGAGGCGCGAUGCUCGCCGAUGCGAACUCUGCGGCGGCAUCCGCGACCGAUGCGGCCCGUCCCGCCGCCUACGAGUUUGAGCCGCCCGCCUGGCGUCCGCGUCUGCAUCCCACCUCUGCGCGCCCGGGCGUGCCGGACCUGUUUCCGACACGAGUCGGCCAGGCCGAGGACGACUUCAGCCAGGCGACGGUGCGCAGCGGAUUCCAAUGCAGCUUCAGCAUCGCCAACGAGGCGCUGCUGGGCUCCGAGGUGGCGGGAGAGCUGCUGCUGGGCAAAGAGCUGCUGCGCAACCUCGACCUCUCUCUCAACGACGUCCUACAACGCAGAUCCGCCCUCGAGCGCAACCGCAUCGCCCCUUCGCAGCACAAGCCACCUUCGCGUGUCACCCUCAACGAGCUUAAGCUGGCAAACUACGUCAGGGACCUCGCAGAUCCGCACGUCCCCCUCCACCGCCUUUCACGAUCCGUACCCCACGGCUUCAAGGGCGAGAAAAUGUUCGAGAUGCUCUGGUCUGGCGGCAGCGCUGGCACUGCAGCCAGCAUCGGCGGCGGGGGAGCGGGCGGCAGCGGUGGAGGCGUUGGCGGCGUCUCGCUGCCAGCGGGCAGCUCAUCGGCUGCCACCCACAACGUCAGCGCCAGCCGUGCCAACCUCGCCUCUAGGGUGGCAGCCUCUGCCUCUGCAGCGGCGGCGGCGACGGCGACGACCAGCAGCAACAGCACCACGGCCUCGGCCACCGGCAGUCCGAGCUCGUCUGGCCAACUCCAUCACAAUCACAACCAGCCCCAGCGGGCCGCUUCCUUGCCGCCUAGGCGCAGCUGCGUCGCCAUCCCGCGCGCCUUGUGGUUCGUCCGCGCCGUCGGAGCCGCAGAAAUCCAAUCGGCGCGAAGCAAGACGAGCGCAACCUAUGCCGUGGAAAUGACGACCAGCCUCUGUUCCUGGCUCAACCGGCAGAUCAGCGAACUCAGCUGCACCGCCGGAAAUCCCAACGCCGCUCCGCCAAACACUUCGGCUUUCGCCGCCACCGCCUCGGGCACUCCACUCGCCAACUCUGCGCCCUUCGGUGCUGCCUCACCCGCCACACCAUCGCCCGGCUACUUCCAACCCAGGACGCCCGCAGGAGUGGGCGGCGGGACCAGCAGCGGCGCUUCGCACCCUCACGCCAGACCAUCCGUGGCGCCUUCUUCCACGGUCUGGUCGCAUCCCUCUCCCUCGCCAGCCCCGCAUGCUGGCACGCCUGCGACUGCAUCCGCCGCUGCCGCUGCUCCUGCUGCUGCUGUCCGCGAUCACUGUGCCGUGUUGGAAAAUGAGGCCGAGGCAGAGCGCUGGGCGGCAAAGUGGACCUACAGCCUCUCGUUGACGCGUCACCUCGGCGCUCAGCAGCUCCUCGAUCGCACCACCCUCUUCCGCUGGACAGUCGAGGCACUCGGCAGCUGCAACCUAGCCCAGGUCUGGUUCCUGCUCCAGCUCGUCGAAGAAGGCGCCAGGCUCAUCGUCCAGCGCCGGUUUCUCGCCCUCGCGCUCGUCUCGGCGCUCUGCACACGCCUCUCCCAGCUCGACACACGCUACAACCCGUCGGCCAUCUCGGCGCUGCGCGGCCGUUUGUGUGAACUGCUCAUCUUUGUGCUCGAACAGGUGCCCGAGGCGCUUGUCAGUCCGCGGCUCUGGCACGCCCACCAGUCGACCGUGUCCGAAUCGGUCGCAUUCGGCUGCUCGCACGACGUUCAUCGGCUGGCGCGGUUAGAGGCGACGCUGCAGCGCAUCGCAGACCGCAUCUCCAAGCUCUCGCUGGUCAGCUACGUCGACAUGCUCGAUCAUGCUCCCGCUGCUGCCGAGUGCAAGUGUAGCAAGGGGUGCAGAACCCAUAAGGCGAAUUGCGGCAGCAGCUCCGCCUCCACAGCCGCCGCCUCAGCCGCCAUGCCCAUUGCGCAACACAUCAAGAAUCUUGACGCUAUGGACCUUGACGGCCUGGCCAUCGACGCCCUUGUCUCUCACCAGGCUGCCUCCAACGCCGGCGCCAGCUACUCAGCAGUCGCUGCGACUUCGUCGUCCCUCGCACCGCCAAAGGUCCAGUCGGUCGGUGAAAAGGUCGACACGGUCCUCACCUGGGCCUGUACCAGCUGGCGUCGUGGCGUGCAUCGGCAGUACCUGGCCGCAUCACUGAUCGAGAGGAUCAAGUAUGGCGAAACCAGCCGACAGAGUGACGGCCAGCAGGCGUCCUGGAUGGCCAACGCGAGCGACCCGCCGCCGCUCUCCACCAAGCAGAAGCGCAGACGGACAAAAGCCAACGUCGAGCCGGCGCUGCUCAAGUGGCUUAGCGAUGUUGAAGCUGCGACUGCGACCCAGGCCGCAGUACCGACCGCAUCGAUGGGCUCACAAGGGAUAGGCAGCGUCAUCAGCGCUGAAGCAGCAGAGCGCCGGAGAGAGGCGCUGGCCUCGUGCGACCCACGUUCGAUCAUGGUCGUCUUUGGCGAGCUCGCGCGCCGGGGACUCUUCAAAUACAGCCGCUUCAUGCAGAGGCUAAUUGCACGAGGCAUCACGGCACAGCCAAGCCCUUCUGGCGAAGGCGUCGCGGCGGCGACCGAUGAGCCUCAUGGCCCACCCGGGACGAAUGGGCCAAACGCAGCCCCGGCCUCCUCCGUUUCGACGGACUCGCUGCAGUUGCGCCUGCUGCGCGCUCUUCCGCUCUACGAAGACACGCCCGCCAUCUUGCAGCAGCGGCGGAUGGCCAUCUACGGCGACCGACCCAGAGAGACGCACGAAGAAGCCACCGAGCGGCGCGCGCUGCGAGAGCUCCAGCAGCUGCUGCCCUGGCUGUUUGACGACGAUGCCGAGGGCGAACGGUCGAGGCCCCAGGACGGCCGCGCCGCGUUCAACGACGAUGCCGCGGAUCAGGAGCAGGCGAGGGUUGGGCCACUUGAUUGCCGCAGGAUCCAGGCCGCGCUGCCGCAUCUCUGGAAUGCCUCGCGGCAUGUCAGGGUCAAGCUGCUGCGAUCGCGCAUCCUGCCGCGGGCUGCCACCGGCGGUCCGGGAUCGCUUUCGCGUGACCGCCUUUGCGUGAUGGCCGCCGUCAUGGUGCGGGCAGAGGACUUUGAAAGCCUGCUUCAGCUCUUGGUAUCUCUCCUCCUCCAGCCGCGCUCGCUGCCAGCACCAGUCGCCAAAACCAUCUACGACCUGCUGAUCGAACACCACGCCAUCUGGCAUGGCCUCGACGCUCUGCCGACACUCGUCAUGCUCGUGCGCCGCCAGCUUAAUCACGCCAGCUCCAACCGCGACGUCCGCCUGGCCGUUCUGGCGUCCAAUGCGCUGCAGCGGCUGCGGGAGUCGUGCGCGAUCGCGACCUUGGCCGGCCAGACGUCUCGGCGGCGCAGCACGGCGGCCCCGUGCGAGGCCGUCCCCGACCACGGCGAGGUAGCCCUGUGCCAGGAAGUCUUUCGGCGUCGCAGCGCACACGUUGUCCAUGCCAGCACCGGGAAUGAUGACGAUGGCUGCAGUGGCGGCAGCAUCGGCGCUGUCCCAGCCGGCAUCGGUCCAAGCGCCGAUGCCAGCGCCGCGCUGUCCGAGCUGCGCCGGCUGUUUACGAGGGCCGACGCGUCGGUCGAUGAGAUCAUCGAGCUCGCCGUUGUCGAUUGCCUCGCUGAACCGGCGACCGACGGGGCAUUUCAACUCGCCGUCGAGCUGCUCGACAUGCUACACCGCGAAGCCACCACCGAGAUCGACGAGCGACACGCCCGCUGGAUGGCGUCGCUGGCCGUCAAGCUGUCUCUUCCCGGCUUCCCACCUUCGAUCGCCGAGCUGCCGUUGCGAGUCGUCUUUGCGCUCGUCGCGCGGGGCGUGGCCAGCUUGGCUGUUGUCGUCGCGCAUCUGCUGCUGCCCCUCGUCACCAGUCUGGCUCACACCGUGGCGGAUCCGGCCAGAACCUCGGCGGGCGAGGCUGUGCCCCUGCUGCUGCAGUGCCGGGCCCUUCUUGCGCGGACACUGCUACUCGACGACGAGGACGUUGAUGGCGGCGAUCGCGACCCUGUUUCUGGCGUCCCUGCUGCCGCGAACCACCGGGCCCACGAUAAACGUGCCGUCGCUGUUCCCGGCCACGACCAAGACGCCGACGCAGCCUGGGAAGCUCGCCCCACGAAUAUCUCGGAUCGCCAAUCGCUACGAGCACAGCGGGCGCUCCUCUUUGCCCCCUCCGGCUUCGAGUCGCUCGUCCGCGUGCUCGCGCUCCUCAAGGUGUCGGCCCAGGCGACCAGCGCGUCGUAUCAGGCGCCCUCGCCCGCCUCGGCUACGUCCUCGAUGCCAUCGCCCGCGCCGACACCUGGGCUCGGCGACCUCGAGGACCCGCACCAGCAGCAGCGUCUCCUCGUCAGGCCGAUAGAUUCGCUGUGCCAGCGCAUCCUCGAGCUGGACCAGUCGCAGGCGGCCUUUCGGCGCGACCCGCGAUCAUUCUUUCGCGCGGUCCGGGAGUCGACCAAGUUGAUCUGGGGCAGCGAUGGGCGCAAGGUGCUUGACGGCAUGGUGGCCGCGCUCGACCCUUCCAGCCUGCUCCUGCUGGCUGACAUCGGCAGCAUCGAUGCAGACAUGCUACGGCGUCGUCUCGACGGCUGGAAUGCUGCCGUGGUGGUGUGUGAGCUGGUGGACGUCUUCGACCGCCUGCAGACGGCAACCGAGCCAAGCUUCCAGCUACGCGCCGAGUCGAAGAUCCGAUCGCUCGUCGCCGUCAUCUACCGCGCCUUUUUCGUCGAUGAUCCCGCCGCUGGUCGCCAGCUGCUUCAGGAUGCCGCCUCGGCCGGCAGCCUGGCGUCCAAGUUUGUUGACGAGGGUCUCCGAGCCGCGUUGCGCGCCAUCCGUGCCGAAGUGGAUCCAGCCGGCUCCACGUCGUCGAUGGACCCAGGCAAGCCACCGAUGGCCUUCGUCGCACCGGCAACGUCAUUGCCCCCUCGGCCUGGAUCUCGUGACGGCCUGGCCGCAGCCAUCGCCUCGAUACAGGCCGUCGCCGCGAUGCAGGAUGCCUUCACCAUCGCCGCAUCCGAUUCCGAGACGGCGACGCAGCUCUUCCAGCACGCCGUCGCUGGGAUCGAGGCAGCAUCUUUGAGCGAUAGCAGCCGUGCCAGUGCUGACUCCUGGGCGCAGCAGGAGCAGCAGGAGCAGCAACAGGAGCAGCAACAGGAGCAGCAACAGGAGCAGCAACAGGAGCAGCAGCAGCAGCAGCAGCAGCAGCAGGUCGACGGUCCUCUCGGGCUGCUUCAACUCCUGCUGCGGUUCAGUUGCCUGUGGACGACGGCGAGCAGGGCCAACGUAGGGCGGUUGCUGGGCUCGCUCGCUACCCUUUGCCAGCGGCUGGGCGUGUGCGUCGAUGAUGAGGCGGCAUUUGAACGCAUCGCCGACACGCUCGGCCUUGUCCUGGACGAGGCGCCGUCGUCGGUGAUGUCCUCGGCCGGACCGGAGCUGGACCGGUAUCUCGAGGAGAUGCGCUUCCUGCAGCCGCGGGCGGCGCGGCGCAUGUCGCGCCUGCGGCUCAGCCUUGAUUCUGCGGACCCUAUGCGCGACCUGGUUCUGACGCCGGAUACAGCGGCGGCCAUCCAAAGCGGGUGGUACUCGACCGAUGUGAUCCGGCCGUGGAAAUGCCUCGAGUACGUCGAACCCGCCGCUGGCCCUCUGUUCGGAUCUGCGCGCGCCCCGGGCGGCAGCAAGGGCACGGGCGCUUCGCCUGCCUCCGUCGGCCAGGGAGCAGGUCGGAGAGGGGCGGGAACCGAAGGCGGCGGCGCCCAAGUAUCGUCUGCCUCGUCAACGUUGAUGUCGGCAUCGAUGCCGGGCGCACGGAGCGGAUGGCCGAGCAAGCUCUCGACCAAUACAUCGCUGCCCCUCUCGCUUUUUGGCGCUCAAGUGACGCGCGAUACGGUGCCGACAUUUGCCCUCGCCACGGGCAUUCCUCACGCAGCUGCCCCCGCCGACGCCGACGCCGACGCCACAAACCACACGGCUGACGCGGCGACAACGAUGCCGACCAUGCCGAUGCCGCCCGACUACCUCGAGAGCGAACGCAACUACGGCGAGAUGAUGGCGGGCGAGCCUGUCUUUGCGCGCGACCUUCGACGCGGCCUGGUGCCCUUCCUCCCGCCGUCGUCGUCACCGUCGUUUGCGAGUGCGAGCGUCGAGGUCGGUGCCGGUCGUCUGGGCUUGCGCGGUGACGAAGUGAGGCCCAAGGAGGGGGAGGGGGAGAGGGUGACGAUUGAUCUCACCGUCGAUGACGAUGACGAUCGAAGCGGGGCAGCGGAAGCGCGAACCACAUCCGGAGCUGUCAAGUCGUCGAUGGGCGGCGGUGGCGAGGGAGAGACGAGGGGACGGAAACGUCGCUCUUCACAAGGUACUGCCGAGGGCAGUGGCGGUGGCGUUGGCGGUGGAAGCGCUCCUGUCGCCAAGAGACGGCGGUAG